AUAGGAAGAGUGGGCUUGGCAGGCAGGCCGGGCACAGUGAUACAUGUACAGCCGGUCAGGGAAUGAUCUGCUUCUGAAGUGACCCUGCCGGCUCAUUCACACCUGGAAUAGUGGAAGGGCUAGCUUCACUACUCACGUACCAAUCUUUUUUUUUUUAUUGAACCCGCAGUGUAAUUGCCUGUAAUAGAAGCUUUUGUAUCCCUACAUGUUGCGCUGGUGUGGGGGCACCCAUGGGCGCCCUGUGGAUCUCAGCGCUAGAUAAAGCGAGCUGGUUGUUGCAAACAGGGUCGGACUGGUCCCAGCCUCUCUGCCGCCAGCCCACAAGGCGCACCCUCUAACUUCCAUAAUUACCAACUCACUCCCGACUGCAGCUACCGCUAAUGCUACUUUCCCUUUAAGAGGAGAACCGUACGUCUUAAGGAGCCUGCGCGAUGACGUCACCCGGCAUGCUUUACGUGGGAGAACCAGAGGGAGAGUGAGGCAAAAUGGCAAAUAAUGUGAACUGGAUUCAGCGUUCAAGUGUGCCAAGUUUUGCACAGAUGCUAAAGAAGAAUUUACCUGCUCAAGCUCCAGCUGUGAAUCUGAGCUCCACAGUUUCCACAUGCUGCCCAUAUGUUGAACCUGAUUGUGGAACAGCAAAGGUUACUCAAAUAACAGGUUUUCCACCGAUUACUUUACCUGAACCAUUUUUAUCAGAAAUGAUUGUACCUGCAUCACUCUCCUCACUGCCACCUAGAAAGGUUACAAAGGAAUUUGUGGUGAAAUACAGACGUGGUGACCUCAAUCCUGUUUCUGCUUUAUACCAGUUUGCACAGAUGCAGCGAAUGGAAAUUGAUCUAAAAUCAACUGUAACAACAGGAAACGUCUUUGGUGCUUAUUUUGCAUUCUGUGCUGUUAUUGAUGGAAUUGAAUACAAGCCUGGAAUGAGGCAAAAGCAAAUGCUGCAAUUCGUGCACUUGAUGAACUUCUUCUACAUGAAGAUUCUGAGUUACCAGAUACUUUUAUAGGCAGUUGCUGCUUUUCUACAGUGGAAGUAAUGGAAUGAUGGACAAGUCCAUAUUUUGCACAGAACCUGCAACCAACCUUCUUGCUCUAAAACCAAAUUUCAAUAUCUUCCUGUACAUGAAUCAGCUUCCAAAAGGAGCUGCUCAGACAAAUCCCCAACUAUAAGCGCACUUUUAUUCAUGAAAAGAUUUCCUCUAUUAUUAAAGAAACCUUUACUAAUUUAAUAUCCAAAUAUCCUGAAUAUGAAAGCUGUGGUAGCUCAUUAGUUGCGUUUGUGAUUGAAAAAGAUACUUUUAUAGGCAGUUGCUGCUUUUCUACAGUGGAAAUAAUGGAAUGAUGGACAAGUCCAUAUUUUGCACAGAACCUGCAACCAACCUUCUUGCUGUUAAACCAAAUUUCAAUAUCUUCCUGUACAUGAAUCAGCUUCCAAAAGGAGCUGCUCAGACAAAUCCCCAACUGAGCUAUGACAGAAGCUGUAGAAGUUUGGACCAAGACUCUCCCUCUAAAAAGAAAAAAAUGCAAGCUAAUUAUUCCUCAACAACUCACUUACUUGUGGGGAAGAAAGUGCCAUCCUCACUCCAAACCAAACCAAGUGACUUGGAAACUACAGUGUUUUAUAUUCCUGGGGUUGAUGUAAAGUUACACUACAAUUCCAAAACAUUAAAGACAGAGUCGCCAAAUGCCUCAAGAGGAUCUUCUUUGCCAAGAACUCUUUCAAAAGAGUCCAAGCUGUAUGGUAUGAAAGAUACUGCCACAAGUCCUUUACCUAGUUCUGUCCACAGCAAGACUAACACUCUCUUACCUCCCCAAUCCCCACCUAUGCCUUCAGCCAAAGGAAAGGGAAGCAGUGGAGUUAAAACAGCAAAAUUGUAUGCUUGGGUAGCUCUGCAGUCACUUCCAGAAGAAAUGGUUAUCAGCCCAAACCUGCUAGAUUUCCUUGAGAAAGCCUUAGAAACAAUACCAAUCACUCCAGUUGAAAGGAACUAUGCAGCAGUGAGCUCUCAAGAUGAGGAUAUCGGACAGUUUGACCUGCAGGAUCCACUGGAAGAAUCAACAACCUCUUUAGUAUCAUCUUCAACUUCUCCAUAUUCAUCUUUUCCUGUUGAUGUGGUUGUCUACGUCAGGGUUCAGCCAUCUCAAAUUAGGUUUAGCUGUCUGCCAGUUUCCCGGGUUGAAUGUAUGCUGAAAUUGCCCUCUCUAGACUUGGUAUUCUCUUCAAACAGAAGUGAGCUAGAAACCCUUGGACCAUCACACCCCUCAGAUUCAUCUAUUGGAAAUCUUUCCAUGCCAAGUGGAUCAAAACCAAAUCUAAACAAAUCUGGGAUGCCAGGGACAUCCCCGGGGCUUGGUAGCCCCCUUGGGAGAACACGACACAGCAGCAGCCAGUCUGAUUUGACCAGCUCUAGCAGCAACUCGUCAGGCCUGAGUUUCACAGCUUGCAUGUCCGAUUUCUCCCUGUAUGUGUUUCAUCCUUAUGGAGCAGGAAAACAGAAAUCUGCAGUAUCAGGACUCACUCCAGGACCCAGUGGCUUAGGUCAGGUAGAUGAAGAACCUACGUCAGUUACUGGCCGUAAAGACUCUCUUAGUAUCAAUCUAGAGUUUGUUAAGGUCAGUCUGUCCAGAAUGAGACGAUCAGGUGGAGCUUCAUUCUUUGAGAGUGUAUCUGCUAACAAAACCCCUAGUAAGAUGGAUACCACUUUAAUCAACAUAUCAGCGGUGUGUGACAUCGGAUCUGCCUCUUUCAAAUAUGAUAUGCGCCGCCUUAGUGAGAUUCUGGCUUUUCCAAGGGCAUGGUACAGAAGAAGUAUUGCUAGACAUUUGUUUCUUGGUGAUCAAACCAUCAAUUUACCUGGUUCAAGUGAACAUUCCACAUACAUUGUACAGACUCUUGAUUUUCACUUGGGUCACAAUACUAUGGUUACGAAACCCUGCGGUGCUCUGGAAAGCCCAAUGGCAACAAUCACUAAAAUAACACGGAGACGCCAUGAAAACCCGCCACACGGAGUUGCAAGUGUGCAAGAGUGGUUCAAUUAUGUCACUGCUAUGAGGAAUGAAGAACUAAAUUUACUUCGGAAUGUUGAUGCCAACAAUGCAGAAAGCAGCACAGCAGUGAAGAACUCGAGUUUGUUAAGUGGCUUCAGGGGAGGCUCCAGUUACAACCACGAGACAGAGACAAUCUUUGCUUUGCCAAGGAUGCAGCUAGACUUCAAAUCUAUACACGUUCAGGAGCCUCAAGAACCUGUCCUGCAAGAUGACAGCAAACCUAAGGUGGAAUGCAGUGUGUUAACGGAGUUUACUGACCAUAUCUGUGUGACGAUGGAUGCAGAACUGAUCAUAUUCCUACAUGAUAUGGUGUCUGCUUACCUAAAGGAGAAAGAAAAAGUUAAAUUUCCACCUCGAGUCUUUACUACUCGCCCAGGCCAGAAAAGCCCUGUUAUACAGAUCAAUGAAAGCUCUUCUGAGAAGGAGAAAGAAGAAAACACUAACUACACCUAUGUAGACUGGAGGGAAUUUAUGUGCAAUACUUGGCAUCUUGAGCCCACCCUCAGGCUUAUUUCAUGGACAGGAAGGAAAAUUGACCCAGUUGGUGUUGAUUACAUCCUUCAGAAGUUAGGCUUUCACCACGCCAGAACUACUAUUCCAAAAUGGUUACAGCGUGGAGUAAUGGAUCCUCUGGAUAAGGUCCUUUCAGUCCUCAUAAAGAAACUUGGCUCUGCCCUUCAAGAUGAAAAAGAAAAGAAGGGGAAGGACAAAGAAGAGCACUGAACACAAAAGCAAGAAAGUGAACAACAUGUUAAACUACUGAACAAACACAUUUUUAGUAUCUUUUGUAUAGCAAAUCAAUGUUUUUAUUUGACAUGAGCCCAUUUGACUUUGGAAACAAGUUUUUGAUUUCCAGAUCAACCACCAAUAUUGAGAUUGGAUUCUCUGGAUUCAAACUAAUUCACUGAAAAUGUGACAAACUUAACUUCUGUCUUUCUUUAUGCUACUGUGCUACUAACCCCUUCAUCCCUGGGUGCUGUUCUAGUUGUGUUACUCUUGAUUGCUAUUCCAUUUUUUUUGUUAAUAAGUGAGUUUACGCUUUAUGCCAGCUGCAGUGUUUUCUAUAGGCCAAGUGUAUAGCUCUCUUUGCUUUAAGUACCUGCAUGUUGGUGAGUAAGAACAUGCAUUCUUGAGCAAAGUAACACUGAGAUAUCCUUUUGUGUAAGUAAUCUUGGGGAUGAGCGCCUGUAUUGCAAACUCGUAAAUAGGAACCUCAGGGAUGAGGGGGGUUAUAAUAAUUCCGUUGUGAAUAAAAUUGUUCCAUUGGGGAAGCAUUGCAUGUUUAUGUAUAUUUUGGACUAAAAAUAGGGUUGAAACACUGUAAAAUGUAGGGGGCUAUUGUUAUUACUUUGUAUUAAGUGCAAUAUGAUUUUAUUUCUGUGAUAACUGCAGAAUAUUAACUGUGAAUUUAUUUUAUUUUGUCAUAAUACAUUUUGUUGACAAUAUGAA
Messenger RNA from Xenopus tropicalis (tropical clawed frog), 4497 nucleotides. Its product is annotated as transmembrane protein KIAA1109-like. Bases 1339 to 3771 code for a protein of 810 amino acids. Gene Ontology annotation, biological process: RNA processing. The record is from RefSeq and is a predicted model, not a curated record. Gene Ontology annotation, molecular function: RNA binding; adenosine deaminase activity. The transcript is spliced from 20 exons. NCBI's taxonomy places the organism in Eukaryota, Metazoa, Chordata, Amphibia, Anura, Pipidae.